Rotaria sordida is the source of this 264-nucleotide messenger RNA. The record is from the annotation of a GenBank genome assembly. Lineage: Eukaryota; Metazoa; Rotifera; Eurotatoria; Philodinida; Philodinidae.
AUGGUUUUUAUAUCAGAUAGUACUUAUGAUAAACAAAGAAAAAUUUUAAAUGGUAUGAUUAGAAAUUAUGUUAAAAAUUAUCAUGAUCAAAAUCGAAUAUGUAUUAUUGAUAUUUAUAAACAUAUUAAUUAUCAUUCUAUGAAUGAUAUUAAACAAAGAGAUAUUAUUUGGGAUGAUUUUGUUUAUUUAAAAGCAGAUGGAUGUGAUCUUAUGGCUAAAAUUAUUUUUCAAGAAAUUUUUAAUAAAAUACAUCAACAAUCAUGA